Pelodiscus sinensis (Chinese soft-shelled turtle) is the source of this 3385-nucleotide messenger RNA. It is a transcript of the gene FAM161B, whose product is annotated as FAM161 centrosomal protein B. Lineage: Eukaryota; Metazoa; Chordata; Testudines; Trionychidae. The record is from RefSeq and is a predicted model, not a curated record. Gene Ontology annotation, biological process: cilium organization. Gene Ontology annotation, cellular component: cilium.
CCCGGCCCGGCCCGAAAGCGGAGCCAUCCCCUAAUCGGGGAUAAGAGACUACAACCCGCCGACACCACCAUCACUGCGGAAGUGACGGACGCAACACCAUAACAACCACCCACAUCGGAAGUGACAAACAGGUGCUAUGGCAACGGUGCGCUAACAACCGAGGUGCAGGCAGGGCGACUCCUUCCGGGACAGGUGUUCCAAUCCACGGGCGCUGGGAAAGGCGAUCAUUGGCCAUUGAAGCAGUGACGACAGAGAGGGUGGGCUUAGAGAUUUAGCCACAGCGCUAAUUGGAGUAGCUACGGGCAACCACUGACCAAUGAACAGGUAGGGCCCGCCGGAGGGCGGGGCUAGGCACAGCCCGUGGGGACCAGAGAUGACAGUGUCAAGGCUACCGGGAACCUCAAGCGGGGCCGAAAUGGAGCCGCCUGGGGCGCGGACCCGACUGGUGUUUCCACCUCAAGGUUCUUCAGAUUCUGAGCCAGAAACAGAGAGUAUUGGUGGUGGCACCACUAGGCCCAAGACAGAUGAGCUGCUGGAUUUCCUCCAGCCAGACAAGGAUAUGGCAACUGCCUCAGGCUCAACUGAGGGAUAUUAUGACACACUGCAGGAACUCAAAAUGAAAAACAGACAGUCUCUUUUAGAACUGGGCUUGCUGUACCAGGCAAAAUUGGAAAGCAACCAGGAAUCCUUCAAGGAGGAACUAGAAGACUUCUUCCAAGACAAUGGGCGAUUGAUUCUGCAGGUCAAGCCGUCUCAGGCUUCAAGAUCUAGUAUCAUAAGCCAGUCCAGUUCUUUAACUGACCUAAAUCUGGACAGCCUUUGGGAUCAGAAAAAUCCCCUCUCACUUCCUCAGUCCCACCUGAGGCCAAAGACUGCUGCAUCUGCCUGGGUCUCUACUAUCACCAUCCCUCAGCCCUUCAAGAUGACUCUGCGUGAGGCUUGUAAAAAGCCCCAGUUGAUGAGAUCACGUGCAUCCCUUGAGCUAGAGAAACAAAGGGAAAAAAGGCAAAGUCAGGAGGAGGCAGAGUGCCAGAAGCAGUUCCGGGCACAGCCAGUUCCUGCCCAUGUAUACUUGCCACUCUACCAGGAAAUAAUGGAGCAGGAUGAGAUUCGCAGGGAAGUGGGAAUGCAGAGAAGAAAAGAGUUGCUCCUUUCCACUCAGCGACCCUUCAGCUUCCUGGAAAAGGAGGAGAAAAAAAAGGAGGCCAUGAAACAGAAGGUACUGGCAGCACUGGCUCCAGUUAAGAACUCCAAACCAAAAGACAGCAAGAUGAUCCCUAAAUCCACCUAUAACUCAGUUCUUGGGGAUAAACUCAAAGAAGCUGAACUCUACAGAAAAAUCCGCAUUCAGAUGAGAGCCAAGGAUCUUUUGGAAAACUCCUUCGCUCCUAUUGAUCUUAGCAACAGACAAAGAGAGUCAUACUCCCGAACUGCCACCAAAACUAAGCAAGAAAAACUUGGCUUCCUGCAAGAUGACUUCAGCUUUAAACCAAGAAUUAACCCAGUUGUACCUGAUUUUGAAAAACUGUAUUGGGCAUAUCAGAGAGAAGCAAUAAGGAUACGAGAAGUCAAAGAGCCAACUCAUAAUCAACCAUUUAAACUGAGAACCUCCAGUCUCCUUUGCAGGCAGAAGCAGGCUAAUGAGCAGAUAAUGAAGGAUUUUCAGCAGCCUUCCAAGCCUCCAGUGCAAAGAAGCCAUUCUCUGACUGGUCUCUCAUCUCUCUCUUCCAAUACCCUUCCGGUGCAUAUUACAGAUGCAACAAGAAAGAGGGAAUCUGCUAUUAGACACUUCCAGGAAAACAAAAAGAGCAGGGAGAAAAAAGAAAUUCACUGGAUGGAAGUACAGAGAAAGAAAUGUCAGGCUAUGCACAAAUCUCUGAGCAGCCGAGCAAAAGCCAUGGAUCCCCAUAAAAGUUUGGAGGAGACACAUAAGGAGAAGCUGAAAGAGAACUGGCAGAAUGACCAAAAAAGAACAAAGGAGUACAAAAAAGAACUGGAAGAAAUGGAGAUACGAGUAAAGAACAGACCAUACCUCUUCGAACAGGUCACAAAGCAUGAUGCUCGGCGAGAGGCAGAGCAACACUAUCAGGACACCCUUUGUCAGGUGGGGCUGAAUGAGGAAUUUGUAAGGAACAAAGGGACAGAUGCUACUGACCUUCCAAGGGAGGAAGAUCCUGAAACUCACAGAACUCAGGAACCUCAGAAAGACAUUGACAGCGACACUGUACAGGAAGAAGAAUCAUCAUCUUAGGAAAAGCAAAGAACAAAAAAACAAACCUGCACAAAACUCAGUUGGACCUGAUGCUGAGAGAAGUUCCAAACUAUUUACCUGCAUAACGCCAUUUUCUGAUUUCUUGCUUCCUGUGAUCUCAGGAGGAUGCUGUUUUGUGGAGCAGCAUUGUGUGGGCCACAAAGCAUGACCGCACACACAUUGUACAUGCAAGGUCACACUAUGUGGAACAAAAUGGCAUCCUGCCCACACUCAGGAGAAUAUCCACUGAUGACGUGACCACAGUCCUGUCUGCUGAUGGCACAGUCCCACUUGGGGGUCACAAUCUAUAGUUUGGGAACCACUGUUCCAGACCUUCGACAGAAACUCAGAGUUAUGAACACCUCUGAGUCCGUAACUCUAAAAUGUUCAUAACUCUGAACAAAACAUUAUGGUUAUUCUUUCAAAAGUUUACAACUGAACAUUGGCUUAAUACAGCUCAUAAGGCUUCACUAUGUAGAAGAAAAAUGAAUGCUGCUUUCAUUUUAAUUUUUUUUAAGAACAGUGGUUCCCAACCUGUGGUCCUUGACAGUACUAUAGGGCGUCCAUGGAAAGUUCAGGAAAAGUAAGGAUUGGGCCCACUGUGGGACUGGUUCUUUCCACCAGGUGAUUCUCACCCAGGGUUCACUGUUCGUAACUAGCCACAUGCACAUUGCCUCCCGCCCUCGGGAUGGGAUCUUGAUAUCCCAGGAGACACCAUCCGUCUUCCCGUAGCCAGCUGCACUGGUGUUUAUGCUCCAGCCCUCUCCGCGUCCCAGUCCCAUGAUCCUUACUUUUCUUUGCCUUUUCUUAUUUUUUUCCUCCCCUAGGACUCUGUGCCCAGGCAAGGGCAGAGUGCCAGAGAGGAGCUGCCUUUGGCCACGAGAGCCCUCUCGCUCCAUGGAUGGGCAGGGGACAGAGGGGGCAGGAGCGGAGGAAGCAGCACAGGCCAAGGGAUGUGCUAGCCCCCGCUUUCUGCUACUCAACUUGGGGAGUCCGUAAAAUUUUAACAUUGAAAUGGGGACCGUGCGCUCAGAAAGGUUGGGAACCACUAGUUUUAGAAGGUUGAGUUUAACCUUCCCUCACCCCAUCUCUGCUGCUGCCUGCUUGAUACUUCUGGUUCCAAAUAAGCUUGGU